Molecule: messenger RNA, 6241 nt
Organism: Arvicanthis niloticus (Nile rat)
Lineage: Eukaryota; Metazoa; Chordata; Mammalia; Rodentia; Muridae
Source: RefSeq, a predicted model, not a curated record
UACGUUGAACAAACACUGAAGUACCCGGGAGCAGACGCUGACAGCCGUAGUGUCUCCAACCAAGCACUGAGCAGCACAGGGUCGGCCUGGCAGUGCCUCCUCCGGGGUCGCCUAGCUCCUGCGCCGCCGGUACAUUCAGCCUCGUUGCAGCACCCCACAUUUUCCGUCUUCCAUAAGUUGUUGCGGAAACCCUUUAGGAGCUUCUUCUUCUUCUUUUUUUUCCCCCAAACUUUAAGCCACCUGGUCUGUACGAGCCCGGAGUCCCCGGGGCAUGUCGCCUGCACGGGACCUGGGAGUCUGAGCAAUUGCAGUUGCGAAAUCGUUUAUGGAGCUUGGGGCGGAGGCCGAGCCCGCGAUCUUGCUCCGUGCCGGCCGCCUAGGCCAUGCUGCUCCAUCGGCGCGUGGAGCUGCGGCCGCCGGGCCUCCGGGACUAAACCGGGAGCCGCGGGAGGACGAGGUGCCGGCGGUGGAGCGGGACGGAGAGCCGCGGCGGCGGGCGGACCCAGUACUAUGGCUGUGUACUGCUAUGCCCUCAAUAGCCUGGUGAUCAUGAACAGCACCAACGAGCUCAAGAGUGGCGGCCCCCGGCCCAGCGGCAGCGAGACGCCUCAGCCCUCCGGGAGGGCCGCGCUGAGCCCCGGCAGCGUCUUCAGCCCUGGGAGAGGCGCCUCCUUUCUCUUCCCCCCAGCAGAGUCGCUGUCGCUGGAGGAACCCGGGAGUCCUGGGGGUUGGCGCAGCGGCCGGCGCAGGCUGAAUAGUAGCAGCGGCAGCGGAGGUGGCAGCAGCAGCAGCAACAGCAGCAGCAGCAGCAGUGGCGUGGGUAGUCCCAGUUGGGCUGGCCGCCUGCGAGGGGACUCGCAGCAGGUGGCGGCGGCCCGCGUCCUCUCCCCACCUGGGCCAGAGGAGGCCCAGAGGAAGCUGCGGAUUCUGCAGCGCGAAUUGCAAAAUGUGCAGGUGAACCAGAAAGUGGGCAUGUUCGAGGCGCAAAUCCAGGCACAGAGCUCUGCCAUUCAAGCGCCCCGAAGCCCGCGUUUGGGUAGGGCUCGUUCGCCCUCCCCGUGUCCCUUCCGAAGCAGCAGCCAGCCCCCGGGAAGGGUCUUGGCUCCGUGUUCCCCAAGUGAGGAACGGAGAACAAAGUCCUGGGGAGAACAAUGUACAGAGACCCCAGAUGCCAACUCCGGGAGGAAAAGCAGACUCAGCACACACCCCUCAAAGAACAAGGAGGGAGUGGUCCCUCUUUUAGGCCCAGCCAGCCCGACCAGGUUAGGGACUCAGAGUCCAUCUACUUCAGUGAGAAUGGAAAGAGGUACCCCGGCCAGUCUUCGCUGUGGUUCACCCACACCCAUGGAAAUUGACAAGAGGGUUGCUCCCUCACUGGAGCGCUUUGGAACUAGCUUAAUAUUGGCCACUAAAGUGGCAGCUUCAGCCACAUCCGCCGGACCACACCCUGGACAUGAUUCUGCCCUUAUGGAUGCAGCCUGUGAGCUAGGGGGCAUGAACCCCUGGGAGGUCCAGAUGGAGAGGCGGGGGCAGUUUCUGGGCAGGGAGACCGGCUCAGGUCCAGAGCCUGUCUGGACCCACAUGAGAGAACCUCCUGGAACGGUGGGAAGAGGAAUUCAUUCUGUUGGUGGGCAGGGCUCCUGGACACCUGAAGUCAUCAAAAGACCAGAAGAGAGGACUGUAAAUGCCCAAAGCUCAGAGCCCUCGGAGGACCCGAGAUGGUCUAGACUGCCUGGAGACCUAGGCUCCGUAGGGCCUGAGCAGGGAGGAAGUAGGAUCCCGGGGAUCCGAGGACCCCAGCAGCCCCUGGACAGUGUGAGAGAAGGGGCUCCAGCACUGGGCUUGCUUGGGGGCAGCCAGACAGCACAGCCAGGGAGCAGGGAUGUGGAAGCAGGAAUUCGUUGUGACAGAAUGCUGGAACCUUUACCACCUGGGGAAGUAGCAACAAAUUUGAAAGAACUCCAGUGUUUCCCCGGGGACAGGAUGGGGAUGCAGCCUGAGAGGUCCAUAGUUUGGCCCAGUGCUGUGGAGGAAGCUCCCCUGAUCUGGACGUGUGACACAGGGGUACAGCUGAAGGGGACUUGGGGAAGCCAGCUGCGAGACGGAGAUGCUCACCCUAGCUGCCAAGAGAUGCCUCCAGACCAGAAGGAUGAGGCCUCCUUGAAAGAGGCCUGCAGCCCCAGCAACAUCCCGGGCAUCCCUGCAGUCAUCAUUACAGAUAUGGGUGCUCAGGAGGAUGGAGGAUUAGAGGAGAGCCAAGGAAGCCCUCGGGGGCCCCUGCCUCUCAGGAAGCUGUCGUCCUCCUCAGCCUCCUCCACUGGCUUCUCCUCUUCCUAUGAGGACUCGGAGGAGGACAUCUCCAGUGACCCUGAACGCACUCUGGACCCCAACUCAGCCUUUUUGCAUACCCUGGACCAGCAGAAGCCCAGAGUGAGCAAGUCAUGGAGGAAGAUAAAGAACAUGGUGCAGUGGUCCCCCUUUGUCAUGUCCUUCAAGAAGAAGUACCCCUGGAUCCAGCUGGCAGGACAUGCAGGGAGCUUCAAGGCAGCUGCAAAUGGCCGAAUCCUUAAGAAGCACUGUGAGUCUGAACAGCGCUGCCUGGACCGGUUAAUGACAGAUGUGCUGAGACCCUUCGUGCCAGCCUACCAUGGGGAUGUGGUGAAGGAUGGGGAACGCUACAACCAGAUGGACGACUUGCUGGCUGACUUUGACUCACCCUGCGUGAUGGAUUGCAAGAUGGGCAUCAGGACAUACCUGGAGGAAGAACUCACCAAAGCCCGGAAGAAGCCUAGCUUGCGGAAGGACAUGUACCAGAAAAUGGUCGAGGUGGACCCUGAGGCCCCCACUGAAGAAGAGAAAGCCCAGCGGGCUGUGACCAAGCCACGUUACAUGCAGUGGCGGGAAACCAUCAGCUCCACAGCUACUCUAGGCUUCAGGAUUGAGGGCAUCAAGAAGGAAGAUGGCUCUGUGAAUCGUGACUUCAAGAAGACCAAAACAAGGGAGCAGGUCACCGAGGCCUUCAGAGAAUUCACUAAAGGAAACCAGAACAUUCUGAUCGCCUACCGGGACCGGCUGAAGGCCAUUCGAGAAACCCUGGAAAUCUCUCCCUUCUUCAAGUGCCACGAGGUCAUUGGCAGCUCUCUCCUCUUCAUCCAUGACAAGAAGGAGCAAGCCAAGGUGUGGAUGAUUGACUUUGGGAAAACUACACCCCUGCCAGAAGGCCAGACCCUGCAACAUGAUGUCCCCUGGCAGGAGGGGAACCGGGAGGAUGGCUACCUCUCGGGGCUGAACAACCUCAUUGACAUCCUGACAGAAAUGUCCCAGGGCAGCCCACUCACCUGAGGCCACCGCCACCGUGCCUGCCACCUCUGCCUGUUGCCUCUCUCCUCCCCUAAUUCUUCCUUUUCCUGUCUGAGCGCCUUCCUAGAACAGAGCCUCCCAUCUGCACUACAGGUCACUUUGGAGAAGAAAAGAGAGAUUUUUUUUUUCCCCUAGGUCUUUAUUUCCCCUGCUUCCUACACAGGAGCCUGGAGGUGGCAUUUCUAAUUCUCUCUAAAUAGAACUACCUUCUCGAAGAGAAUUACACAAAGCUUGGUAGGCCCCACAUCCUGUUACACUUUGAGCCAGCACAGGUCUAGAAGGCCGUGAGAUCCCUGGCUGCAUAGGGUCUUGAGAGAUUGAGCCUCCCUCUGGGAGUCUGGAAGACUCCCCGCCCCUCCCAGAAAGUUCUGGCCCAGACUGGCUACUAAUGGGGGCCUUGCUGCCCCCUGGUGGCUGGUGCCAUCAGUAAACUCAGUCCCAUUUGUACCUCCCACCAUGGGCCCUGAAGCCAGGUCAGGCCAGGGUCCUGGUUUCUGGGAGUUGGGAAUAAAAUCUCUGGGGGAUCUACAUGUGACUGAUGAGCAAAGUCUCCUCUAGUGAGAAGCCCCAGCUCCAGGGACACUGAGUGGCUUCUCUAGAGAUGCUAAAUCAGGGCCCCACCUUGCUGUUUAAGCCCUUGGGAGCCAGGCCAGCCUAGGAGGAGUGUAGCGACCAGCUCCACUGUUUCUAAAGAACUUGGCCCUUCCAUCUGGGAGCGCUGCCCAUGAGUGCAGAGGGAAUAUUCGCAAGGCCGAGCCUCAGGAUGACGUCACCUCCUAGAGCUACUGCCCACUGUCUUUGGUCUGUGUGCUCUGGAAAGGUCCAGAGCUGGAUACAGUAAGGCUCGAACCAACCUCCAGGGAUCUGCAGCAGCUCUGAGAGCCGGCCACACCCAGGAGAGCAGUCGCUAGGCCUUAGGGAAGCAGGAUUCUGGCUUCCUGGAAUGAUUCCUAAAUUUCCCUUGAAGUCACUCACUCUCCCAGCUUGAAGGACUAAGACCUGUGUUUCUCCAUGUGACUCGGUAGUUGCCAGGGUUCAGAGAGCUAGCUGCCCAGGGCUGCCCCAAGCCUCCUCCUUCCUGGAGUUCUGAGCUUCUUGAAGGAUUGUGGGGAGAUCAUUGUUAAUCGCCACUUCAGCUGUGAAGCAAGUCGCCUCUCUGAUUGAAAAGGGUGUACAACUUGUAUGACUUUUAAAAGACAAAACUCCUAGCUCUGUUGCCAUUUGAAGUGAUCCUCUGCUCCUCUGGGCUUGUCACCUUCUCUCUUACUGAGAGACUCUGGAUCACAUGUACAGAGGCUCCUCUGGGUUUCACACCAGACUGCAGCACUGAUUAGGGGCCAAGGGAAAUGGGUAGACCAACGUAUACACACCUGGCAACAUAGCCUUGGCCCUUUUGGCUGCUACCCGAGCUCCCUGGGGCUUCUAGAGCUAUUGGCCCUUGUAGGACAUGUGCUUCCCUUCAUGCUGGGUGAGUGAGUGACAGUUGGUGGGGGCGGGAGGUGGGACACACGAGGAUGUAUAAGUACAGAUUUUUAAAAAGGAACUUGUUUAAACUUCCUGGCUCCUAUUCAGGUGGGUGGUGAGUUCCUGUGUGGGCUGACUUGCUAAAGAUCACGCCCCCCACCCCCCAUCAUCGAGCCCAGACCCUGUGACAGCACAUGAUUGGGAAGACCAGCAGCCUGGCCUGGCGUGGGGGGAGGCAGUAGCAACCAGGCAGCCAGCUCUGGUGCUCUCCAGCUGUAGUUGCUAGAGGGCUUGAGGUGACCUCAUGGUCUGUACAUCAGCCAUUUGCUGAGAAGGUCUAUCGUUAAUUCCAUGAGUCUACAGCUAUGAUCCGGCCAAAAGUUCCCUCCUGCUGUCUCAGAGAAACGUUUGCUGAAGCAAACCACGCUAUGAACAAAACCAUUCGGAACCAGUUUAACAUGUGUAAAGAGCAAAACCUGCCGAGCACUUUAGGAAGGUGCCACCUGUCACAAUAAUGCACUAAGAUGCUGUGACUAGGGGCUGGGCAGCCAGAGCCUCCGGACAGUGCUAGGCAGUGCUUUGUGCUGGGUGUCGUGGGUGGGAAGGUGGUGUGGAGAGGUAUCUUUCUAGGACCAUUCUGUUGCCAAGGGUGUCUUGCUUAGUUUGGGUUUGUAUUUAUCGUGCUAGUGCCCACUCUCUAUCUACCAAACCAUUCUCACAUCUAUCCUGUCAGAGGCCCCUCCUUCUUGCCCUACUGGGAUGGACAGAACUCAGAUGGAAUUUCCCAGAACCUCUGGCAGUCUGAUAAAGCAUGUUCCGGGAGUCCUGGUGGGGACUCCCAAGGUCCCAGCCAUACAGGUGCUGGGACAUGGGAUGGCUACAUGUAUUUAAGUGCAGGGUCCAAGGGGUCUUCCUGCCCUUGGGCCACCAGAUUUCUCAGUGGUCAGCUCUGCUUUGCACACACUGAAGGUUGCUUCAAUUAUUUCCCCCAGACUAGGCUUUAGUGCCCUUUAAGAAGUGUUUAAGUUAUAUUUAUUUUGUUUUUGUUUUAAUUGCACAAAACACUAAGAUAAAAGGCUGGGCUGUUCUUCCUAAGCUCUGCCUGCCUUCUGGGGCCUUUCCUUCAUGGCUGGAGGAGCCCUAGGCAGGUAUGGCCUCAAGACAGAUGUGUUCACCUUUGGCUGGCUGUAUUUAGCUUCGAGAUCACCUAUUCUGACAGCCCUCUGUGUAUAGGCCCCACCUCUUGAUCCAGGGUGUUUGCCCAUCAGUGCCUUUUGGGAGGAGAGGAUCCUCCCUGCACCCUGACAGACUUCUUCCUCUGAACUCCUCUCCCCUCAGGACUGUUACAUCCCCUGCCCUGUUCCCCUCAGUCAACUGUAGACGCUAUCUCCCUUCCCAAUAAAGGCUUUGGAGACCA